AGAGAGAGAGAGAGAGAGAGAGAGAGAGAGAGAUAGAGUAAAAUGGGUUUCUCUAUUCUUUCAUUGCAAGCAUUUUUUAGGCUCUUUCUCUUAUCUGUCCUAACUUUGUGUCUCAGUUCUGAGCUUGCAGCUGCAAGCAUUACCAAGCACUACAAGUUUGAAAUCAAACUGCAAAAUGUCACAAGGUUGUGCCAUACAAAGAGCAUUGUAACAGUUAACGGGCAGUUUCCUGGACCUCGGAUUGUAGCAAGGGAGGGCGACAAUCUCCUUAUUAAAGUGGUUAAUCAUGUCCCCAACAACAUCUCCAUUCAUUGGCAUGGAAUUCGACAACUUCGUUCCGGAUGGGCUGAUGGACCUGCAUACGUGACCCAAUGCCCUAUACAAACGGGUAACAGUUAUGUAUACAACUACACAAUUGUAGGACAAAGAGGCACCCUUUGGUGGCAUGCUCAUCUUUCUUGGCUCAGAUCAACUGUUUAUGGUCCUCUAAUCAUUCUUCCAAAGCGCGGUGCUCCUUACCCGUUUAUCAAACCCUACAAGGAAGUACCCAUCAUCUUUGGAGAGUGGUGGAAUGCAGAUCCAGAAGCAGUCAUAAACCAGGCACUACAAACUGGUGGAGGUCCAAAUGUCUCUGACGCCUAUACCAUCAAUGGACUCCCAGGACCACUGUAUAACUGUUCUGCUAAAGAUACAUUCAAGCUGAAGGUUCAAGCUGGGAAAACAUAUCUUCUUCGCCUAAUCAACGGAGCGCUAAAUGACGAGCUCUUCUUCAGCAUUGCGAAUCAUACACUCAAAGUGGUCGAAACAGACGCCGUUUAUGUUAAGCCCUUCAAGACCAACACCAUUCUCAUUACCCCGGGACAAACCACAAACGUUCUUCUCAAAACCAAACCCAACUUCCCAAAUGCUACAUUUCUCAUGACUGCAAGGCCAUACGUGACUGGUCUAGGCACAUUUGACAACUCCACUGUUGCUGGCAUUCUUGAGUACGAAGCAACCACACUUCACUCAACCCUCCCAAUGAAGAAACUUCCCCUCCACAAACCAAUCCUCCCAGCUCUAAACGACACAUCGUUUGUGACAAAGUUCGUCAGCAAACUCCGCAGCUUGAACACUCCACAAUUCCCAGCUAACGUCCCACAAAAAGUUGAUAAGCAUUUGUUCUUCACGGUAGGACUUGGAUCCAACCCAUGUAGCCAGCAGCAGAAUAGCAACCAAACCUGCCAAGGGCCCAAUGGAACCAUGUUUGCUGCUUCAAUCAACAACGUUUCUUUCACUAUGCCAACCACUGCCCUACUCCAAUCCCACUUCUCGGGCCAAUCAAAAGGAGUCUAUUCCUCCGACUUUCCGAUCAGCCCUUUAACUCCGUUUAACUACACCGGACCUCCGCUGAACAAUACUAACGUGGGAAAUGGUACAAAGCUAAUGGUGCUUCCUUUUAACACUAGCGUGGAGUUGGUGCUGCAAGGCACUAGCAUUCUUGGUGCUGAAAGCCAUCCUCUUCAUCUCCAUGGAUUCAACUUCUUUGUUGUUGGUCAAGGAUUUGGCAACUUUGACCAGAAUAAGGACCCUAAAAAGUUCAAUUUGGUCGAUCCUGUUGAACGAAACACGGUUGGUGUGCCCUCCGGUGGGUGGGUUGCGAUUCGAUUCCUAGCUGAUAAUCCUGGUGUAUGGUUCAUGCAUUGUCACCUGGAGGUCCAUACGAGUUGGGGUUUGAAGAUGGCAUGGGUAGUGCUAGAUGGAAAGCUUCCCAACCAGAAGCUGCUUCCUCCACCGUCAGAUCUUCCGACAUGUUGAUUAAACGUUUAACUCCAACCCGAUCGAGUAGCUUCAUG
Molecule: messenger RNA, 1835 nt
Organism: Fragaria vesca subsp. vesca
Lineage: Eukaryota; Viridiplantae; Streptophyta; Magnoliopsida; Rosales; Rosaceae
Product: laccase-17-like
Exons: 6
Coding region: 43-1797 (584 amino acids)
Biological process (GO): lignin catabolic process
Cellular component (GO): apoplast
Molecular function (GO): hydroquinone:oxygen oxidoreductase activity; copper ion binding
Source: RefSeq, a predicted model, not a curated record